CUUUUGUUCCACUAAAAGAUGGAGCGAACGAAGGAUUUGCAGCGCGAGAAUAGAAAGGAAAAUAAACAGAAAAAGAGGAAACAAGAAGAAAUAGACUCCAAACGGGACGAGGAAGACUUUCUCGGUGAUUCUUAUAAACAUGUUCCACUGGACGUUUUAUCGGCCAUUCAAAGCAUUUGCACUUGCUUCGGAAUCGGCGGUCUCUAUAACGCAAAGAAAAGAAAAAUUGAAUCAAAAGGUGGUGUAUUGGAGACACUAAAAGAAGAGUGGAACCCCUUAGAUGAAAUCAAGGCACUGCCUUUUGAAAUGCAACAGAGCAGAUACGCAAAAAAAAUAUCAGAGGAAUCCUUUAAACUCUCAGGAUUGAUCAAAAAAAUUUCAUUUUUAUUCAAAAAGCUUCAUGAAGGGAGAAGUUUCAUGAAGGAUAUUACUAUGGAUGUCUUCCUCAAGGAUGUGAAAAUAAAACCAUCCCUAGCCCCACCAGAUGAGUAUGUUAAAUUGGGCCUCUGGAGACAGGUUAUGCAGGUUAACCAACAGAUUUGCCAAGAAAUGGAACAACUAGACAAGAAAUUAGAAGAAAAUGAUUGUCAAGACAACUCUGAGGAGGACACUCCAAGCAAAUAUGCUGAAAAAAGUGAAGAAAAGGAACCUUCUAUGAAUGAGAGCAAAGACAAAACAAAAUCUUUCCAUGACUACUACAUGGAGAUGGCAACCUCUAGUUUUGGUGAUGACUUGGAUCGGCUUCGACAGGAGGGAAGCUUGGAUUCACGAAAAGUUGAAAUGCUAAUAAACUGUUUGGAAACUGGUAAGGACAUUUGGUCUGACUUAGAGAAAAAACUGCUCCAGUCUACAUGAACAUGAACAUUUAAUGUUAGGAUUGAAGCAAAUUUUCUGUGAUUUGGUGGCCAAUAUACCAACAAGAGUGGUAAAGGCAAAACUAUCCUUCAGUGGAGAUGUUUGUUUGUUCAGUGGUUGAUUGGUUGGUUAGUUCGUUUAUUUGUUUGUUUGUUUGGUAUCACAGUGGUUGUCUUAUUGAUAGCCCAGAUUUUUAACAGCCGGUAGCUCAAACUGAGCAUCAAACAGAGCGACAACAAACACAAACCCAAGGGAGUGGUUGAAAAAAACACUUCUCAAGACAUAGAUUGCUACUCGACUUGCAAUUUAAAACAAACAUUAGGGUUAGGGUAGUAUUGUGAGAUCAUCAUAGCCUUGUUUGUGAGUUACAUUUGCUGUGAAUGUUUCAAGGUUUCGUAACUGCUUUCGCACUAUUCUCUCAUUUGACCACAAUUACCAGAAUCCCUAUAAGUCGUUGCCUCCUCGUGUCACGUAAGGAUUAUUGAAUUUAAUAAAUUU
This is a messenger RNA of Pocillopora verrucosa, 1353 nucleotides long. RefSeq lists its product as uncharacterized. NCBI's taxonomy places the organism in Eukaryota, Metazoa, Cnidaria, Anthozoa, Scleractinia, Pocilloporidae. Gene Ontology annotation, biological process: ribosomal large subunit assembly. Gene Ontology annotation, cellular component: preribosome, large subunit precursor. The record is from RefSeq and is a predicted model, not a curated record.